AUGCACCCACCAUCCCCUCAACUCCUCCGCGCCCUUCGCGCCACCCUCUCAACACCUACUAUAAUCCGCAAUACCCCCAGACUCCCAACAACCAUACUCUCUUCCCGCCGCAACAACAGCUCCAUCCCCAAUCGUCCUACUCGGAUGAUCCCUCGUGCACACAGUCACAAACCCGCUACUCGAGACCGUGGCCCCAAGUCCUCAGAAGAUACUCAAACAGACUUCAACGCGCUGAAUGUCCUAGCGAACGUGCCUGCCCCCACAACAGCCAUCGACGCCUGUCUGAAUUCCGGAUUCCAUCUUAACAGUGGAGUCAAGAUUACCGGUGGAGAUGGGAUGAUGCUUGUUGGUGGAGAGGCGUUUGCGUGGAGGCCAUGGAAGGCGGGCGAGGAAAAUGAACUCAAGGAUGAUGUAGCGGCCAAGGCGGGAAUGUUGAAUGCGAAGGGUCAAUUUGAGUUGAGUGAGGAGGCGUGGGGAUUAUUGAGUGUUGUCUGGCCGAGACCUGAUAUGCUUAUUCUUGGUCUUGGGGCUUCGAUAUAUCCCCUUUCACCGGAGACGAAGCGCCAGAUUAACUCACUGGGUAUUCGGGUUGAGAUUCAGGAUACUCGGAAUGCGGCGGCUCAGUUCAAUUUACUCGCUACUGAACGUGGCGUUACUGAGAUUGCGGCGGCAAUGAUCCCUAUCGGAUGGAAGGGAAGGUCAUAA
Messenger RNA from Penicillium malachiteum, 705 nucleotides. Its product is annotated as Mth938-like domain-containing protein. The transcript is spliced from 2 exons. NCBI's taxonomy places the organism in Eukaryota, Fungi, Ascomycota, Eurotiomycetes, Eurotiales, Aspergillaceae. Gene Ontology annotation, cellular component: mitochondrial inner membrane. The coding region runs from base 1 to 705 and encodes 234 amino acids. The record is from RefSeq and is a predicted model, not a curated record. Gene Ontology annotation, biological process: mitochondrial respiratory chain complex I assembly.